Leopardus geoffroyi (Geoffroy's cat) is the source of this 1680-nucleotide messenger RNA. RefSeq names its product purinergic receptor P2Y13 (gene P2RY13). Lineage: Eukaryota; Metazoa; Chordata; Mammalia; Carnivora; Felidae. Gene Ontology annotation, cellular component: membrane. The coding region runs from base 84 to 1220 and encodes 378 amino acids. The record is from RefSeq and is a predicted model, not a curated record. Gene Ontology annotation, biological process: G protein-coupled receptor signaling pathway; negative regulation of adenylate cyclase activity. The transcript is spliced from 2 exons. Gene Ontology annotation, molecular function: G protein-coupled purinergic nucleotide receptor activity.
GAAAUAAAAGAGCUUUCCUAUUAGAUAAUUUGCAAAGGUCUGAAUAUGAAGAGGUUCUAAUUGAUUACAUUACACACGUGAAAAUGAGGAAGGAAACCCAGCAUAAGAAAGCAGAACAACACUUGCUUCACAUGCUCUUCAUGGACUGUACUGAUGGCUGCCUCAAUCAGAAGACACUGAGCGCAGUGUCCUUCCAAACACAGCUGACCCUGGAAACCAUGAACGCCACAGUGAUAAAGGGCUUCAAUGGGUCUGAGCGGUGCCCCAGGGACACACGGAUAGCACAGCUGGUGUUCCCAGUCAUCUACACCAUCGUUUUCUUCACAGGCAUCCUGCUGAACACCUUGGCCCUGUGGGUGUUCAUUCACAUCCCCAGCUCCUCCACCUUCAUUGUCUACCUCAAAAAUACUUUGGUGGCCGACUUGAUAAUGACGUUCACGCUUCCAUUUAAAAUCCUCUCUGACUCACACCUCGGUCCCUGGCAACUCAGGGCCUUUGUGUGUCGUUUCUCUGCGGUCAUCUUUUACGAGGCCAUGUAUGUGGGCAUCACACUGCUAGGCUUCAUAGCCUUUGAUAGAUUCCUGAAGAUCAUCAGGCCCUUUGGAAAAUAUUUUGUACAAAAACCUGCUUUUGCGAAAAUGAUCUCGACCUUCGUCUGGCUCUUUUUGUUCCUCAUCUCUCUGCCGAAUAUAAUCUUGAGCAAUAAGGAAGCAACACCAUCAUCUGUGAAAAAGUGUGCCUCCUUAAAGGAUCCGCUGGGGUUGAAAUGGCAUCAAGUGGUGAACUACAUAUCCCAGUUCAUUUUCUGGACUGUUUUUGUCCUAAUGCUUCUGUUUUAUGUGGUGAUUGCAAAAAAAGUAUACAACUCUUACAGAAAGGCCAGAAGUAAGGACAGCAAACACAACACAAAGCUGGAAGGUAAAGUGUUUGUCGUUGUGGCUGUAUUCUUUGUGUGUUUUGCUCCAUUUCAUUUUGCCAGAGUUCCCUACACUCACAGUCAAACUAACAGUAAGACUGACUGCAGGCUGCAAAAUCAACUGUUUAUAGCUAAAGAAACAACCCUCUUUUUGGCAGCAACUAACAUUUGCAUGGAUCCCAUAAUAUACAUAUUCUUAUGUAAAAAAUUCACAGAAAGGCUACCAUGUAUGAGAGGGAGGAAGAUCAUGUCAUCAACCCAAGAAAAUCGUACUAUCCAGACAGACAAUAUAACCCUAGGCUGAUAACUUUAUUCUGGUUACCUAAUAUUUAAUAGGUAAAAUUUCAAAAGUCAAUUUGCAAAUUAAGUUUAAGCAAGGAAAAAAGGAUGGAGCAAAUGCUUUUUAUUAUCCUGGUGUACAGAAAGGAUUCUAUAAAUUUUAAGUGCACAUAGAUCAAUUCAUAAGCAGAGUGAAGUAUCUGUGAGAGCAAUGCAACAGAAAGCAAGUGGCCACUAGAGGUCACCUUUUUGCAAACACUCACUGAGAUUUUGGAGAAGAUAUGGAUAAACUUGUAUUAGUAAACACCUCCUUCCAGAACACCUUCUCACAUUCUCUGACACACACAAUUCAAACAACACUACUGCUUCUGUAUCCCACAAGUGUUGAUACUUCCUGGUUUAAAAACAAACCAAAAAACUUGAAAGUUCUUUGAUGAAAGCUGAAGCCAUUGGGUACGAAACAUCAGGGGAAUUGAAGUAGGUCA